Letharia columbiana is the source of this 156-nucleotide messenger RNA. RefSeq lists its product as uncharacterized. The record is from RefSeq and is a predicted model, not a curated record. The transcript has a single exon. The coding region runs from base 1 to 156 and encodes 51 amino acids. NCBI's taxonomy places the organism in Eukaryota, Fungi, Ascomycota, Lecanoromycetes, Lecanorales, Parmeliaceae.
AUGUCACCAGACCCAACUCAAUCAAAGCAGUGGAACCUUUUCGCUUCUGCUCCGCCAACCGUCAGGAAUGGUCAUCAGCACGAGGUCCUCAUAGGGAAUCUGCUCGAAGGCAGCUCAAGCUACAUUGCGGCAUCCGAAGUCUUCCCAAGAACCUAG